Coccinella septempunctata (seven-spotted ladybird) is the source of this 2207-nucleotide messenger RNA. RefSeq names its product diphthine--ammonia ligase. The coding region runs from base 163 to 2202 and encodes 679 amino acids. The record is from RefSeq and is a predicted model, not a curated record. The transcript has 9 exons. Gene Ontology annotation, molecular function: diphthine-ammonia ligase activity. Gene Ontology annotation, biological process: protein histidyl modification to diphthamide. Lineage: Eukaryota; Metazoa; Arthropoda; Insecta; Coleoptera; Coccinellidae.
CUUUUUAGAUGUGACACCUGACAUUUAAUUGUUAACCUCUUUCACCUUUCCUGUCAUAUCAUGACAAAUGUUGCUCGUUUUGCAAACAAACGGAUAUUUAUUAAUAUAUUAUUAAAAAAUAAAAGUAUCUUUUUGUGUUGAAGUAUAUUUCACUAUAAGAAAAUGAAAGUGGUAGCUCUAAUAAGUGGUGGCAAAGAUAGCACAUACAAUAUGAUGCAGUGCAUUGCUGCUGGACAUGAGAUUGUUGCUUUAGCAAAUUUAUUUCCAAAAAACAAAACUGAAAUAGAUAGCUACAUGUAUCAAAGUGUUGGGUUUGAAGCAAUUGAUUUCAUUGCAAAAGCAAUGGAUUUGCCAUUGUUUCAGAAAGAAACCUUAGGGAUCAGCAAAGAACGAGGAAAAGUAUAUAAUGUGACUCAAGAUGAUGAAGUAGAAGAUUUAUUUGAAUUGCUCCAAAAAGUGAAGAAAAAAGUUUCUAUUGAUGCUGUUUCCAUUGGUGCUAUUUUAUCAGAUUAUCAACGAGUUAGAGUAGAAAAUGUGUGUGAAAGAUUAGGACUCGUUCCUUUGGCCUAUCUUUGGCAAAGAAAUCAAGAAGAUCUUUUAGAUGAAAUGAUUAAAUGUGAAGUGGAUGCUGUACUUGUGAAAGUUGCUGCUUUAGGCCUAGAUCCAACAAAACAUUUGGGCAGAUCACUUAGUUCAUUACAACCUUAUCUGCUGACUCUUCAUGAAAAAUAUGGAAUAAAUGUUUGUGGUGAAGGAGGAGAAUAUGAAACACUCACCUUGGAUUGUCCACUUUUCAAGUAUCGAAUUGUGAUUGAUAAUUCGGAAAUUAUACUGCAUUCAAAUGAUCCCUUUGCACCAGUUGGUUUUCUGAAAUUGAACAAGCUAAGAUUGGAACAAAAACUUCCUGUUUUGGAACUCCAUGAUAGGCUAAGGAAUUUGCCAUUGAAAGAUAGUGAUGGUUAUGUUACUGACCAAGGGGAAGAUAUAAAAGAAUUGAACGAAGACGAAUUGGAUUCCGAUUCUGUUAGUCAAUGUAAAAUGACAAUCGAUACUGUUGUGCAAAAAUCAUCAGCAAAACAAAAUUUAUCUGUGCAUCAAGCUGGAAAUGGAUGGCUGUGGAUAGGUGGCAUCAGAGGAGAAUUGGAUGGUAAUCCAAUGGAAAACGCUAUAUCAAAGUUAAUGUUAUGCCUAUCCCAAUAUGGACAUGAACUAGCAAAUGUCUGUUCAGUUACUGUGUAUAUAUCGGACAUGAAAUUAUUUACUCAGAUUAAUGAGGCCUAUGUAAAAUAUUUCAAUUUUGCAAAUCCACCUACAAGAGCAUGUGUUGAGGUCCCUUUGAACAAGGAACAUCCAGUUAUUUUGGAUGCAAUUUCAUGGAAAAUACUUGAAAUUGCACAAAUAGACUCUCCUGUAGAGAGAUUCACUAUGCAUGUUCAAAGCAGAUCUCAUUGGGCUCCUGCAAAUAUAGGACCUUACAGUCAAGCGGUCAAAAUUGGGGAAGUAAUCUAUCUAGCGGGUCAGAUUGGAAUGAUACCUGGAAAUUUGGAGCUUGUAGAGGGAGGUGUCAAAUGUCAGUCUCGUCUUGCAAUGAGACAUGUAGAGAGGUUAUUGAAAGCGUCAGAUUCUAAUUUGAAUUUGCGAAACGUUGUCCAAGGAAUUUGUUAUGUUACAAACUUAUGCACAAUUCCGCAAGUGAGGAAGUUAUGGGAGGAGAAUACAAAUAAUGCCAUUGUUGAUUAUGUUGUUGUCCCUGUUUUACCGAAGUCUGCAUUAGUCGAAUGGCAUGUAUGGGCUCACAAAUACAAUCACAUGUUUGAGUAUGAGGAGACAGGAAGAUGCAUCGAAAAUGCGAAUUGGUCAAUCUCGAUAUUCAAAAGGUGGAAUCCCGAGGAUAAUAUAGUUGCCAUUGUGUGCCAUCUGGAAAAAACAAUCCCAAGUGAAGAGAGUAUAUUGAACCGAAAUAUUUUUGUGGAUGUUAUAGAUUACGCGCUGCAGAAGCUCGAUUUUGCGAAAGAAAAUUUCAAAGCUGUUCACAAUCUCAAAAUAUUUUAUCCUACGAUGAAGGAUGUUGACAGCAAUGAAUUCUUCGACUAUUUGGAUGAUCUGAGGAACGAGAUUUCGUUAACUUAUACUUUUGUACCCGUUAUGUACUGUAAGGAUCAAAACACAUAUUUAUCUAUUUGUGGAACAAGAACUGAGUGAUUUAA